UACUGAUAUAAACAGCUGGAGCUAGUGAAACACACACAAUGCAGGCAGGCACAGAGCACUGAACGCUUGCUGGGAGGCACUCACUGCACAUCCUGACGCUGGUACAAGCAGCCAAGCAUGGGACUGGAAUUCACCCUGGAUUUGUCCUUUGAUUGCUGAGAUCUCACACUGCUGGGCUGUACAGAGCAUACUUUUUCCAUCCCCCUGUGAUAAGCAGGUUAUUUUAUGUAUGACAUGUUUUCAAGGAUCAACAUAUAAUGGCGCUGAUCUUCAGAGCCUUCAGUUUGGAAUUACAAAGAUCGCAUAUUCCUUCAUGACCUUAAUGCCCUCAUGCCACAUGAGAACUUUGAAGGAACAUGAAAUUGUUUUCCUGGAGGAAGUCCUAUAAUACAAAAUAUUUUAAGAAGCAUCAAGUAAAAGUGGGGGGUUAAAAGUCCUACUUUUUUUUUUCUUUUUUUUUUUUUUAAACUUUUUUUCUUUUGGGGGGUUUCCAAGGAGGGCAUGGCCAAACCUUUUUUCAGUCUACAGAAAUUUCUAAGGCGAGCUCAGUUUUUCCUCUUUUUUCUCACAGUUGCUUAUCUAAUGGCUGGAAGUUUGCUACUUUUGCAAAGGUCUUAUCUGGUGAUCCAGCAAAGUAACCGAGGAACUUCAAAUCUUCAAGGCUCUCCAAUUGACAGCUUGACUGCCGGAGAUAGGUAUAUUGACCACAAGAUGGCUCAAAACCCAUAUUGGAGCCCAAAAGGAAUAGUGGGUUUUAAUUUACCUACAAAAACAUUGACAAAUCAAAGAAAUGGAUUGAUUGAUCAGCCACUUUGGUUGAUAUCCCGCAAUUCUGAACUGAGGCAGCUGAGGAGAAGAUGGUUUCACAAUUUUGUGAAUGAACGAGCACCAGUACAAGGUGCACAACCAAAAAUAAUGAAGCACACACUGGUAAACAAAGGUAGAUACAUUGGAUGCUUUAUUGACAACGUGGAACAAAGAACUCUCAAAGCAACAGUGUUCUAUGAUCUGAGAAAAAUGACUAUAAGCCACUGUCAAGAUGCUUGCGCAGAAAGAGCUUAUCUUUAUUCUGGUUUGGCAUAUGGAUCUGAAUGUUACUGUGGAAACAGUCUACCCCCGAACAGAGCCAAAGAAGAAGAGUGCAACAAUGAAUGUAAAGGGGAGAAAGGUUCCAUCUGUGGAGGUGUAAAUCGUCUGUCUGUGUUCCGUAUAGAAGAGCUCCAAGCUUUGGAAAAACAGAGGAGGAACGUCACCUACCGAGGAUGUUACCGAGCACCAGAAAAUAUAACACAAAUAUUUCCUGCCUUUUUUGCCAAUCUCACCAUUGAGAUGUGCUCAGAAUUCUGCACCAUUAAAGAAUAUCCUUUGGCGGUUGUCCGAUGGACAGAAUGCUUCUGUGGUUACCCUACAGUUCAGUUUAACCUUUAUGAGCAGCUGGAUGAUUCACUCUGUUCUGGCUGUACAAAUGACAGCAGUGGACCAGAUCUCCUAAAGGAAGACCGUUACUGUUCUGUCUACCAAACACCUGUACAAGAUACCAGAUGCACAGCGAGGUCAUUUCUACCUUCAAAAUCCAAAGUGUUUGUAGCUUUGUCAAGUUUUCCUGGGGCAGGAAACACAUGGGUGAGACACCUUAUUGAACAUGGAACAGGGUAUUACACUGGAAGCUACUACUUUGAUGGGACACUGUACAACAAAGGCUUCAAAGGUGAAAAGGAUCACUGGAGGAGUGGGCGUACGAUAUGUGUAAAGACUCAUGAAAGUGGCAAAAGAGAAAUAGAAAUGUACGACUCCUCAAUAUUAUUAAUUCGGAACCCUUACAAAGCGUUGAUGGCAGAAUUCAACAGAAAAUGUGCAGGGCAUUUGGGAUAUGCAACAGAAAGGCACUGGAAGAGUAAAGAAUGGCCAGAAUUUGUGAACAGCUAUGCAUCUUGGUGGGCUUCACAUGCCUUGGACUGGCUACAGUAUGGAAAGAGACUUCUUGUUGUCCACUAUGAAGAACUGAAGAGAGAUCUUAUUGGAAAACUGAAGGAAAUGGUGGCCUUUCUCAAUUUAACAGUAAAUGAAGACCGUCUACUUUGUGUGGAAAAUAACAAGGAUGGGAAUUUUAAACGAGUAGGCUCUAGUCAAACAGUCUUGGAGCCUUUCACGCGAGAAAUGAAGGAUUUAAUUGAUGGAUAUAUUAGGACGGUAGAUAAAGCACUAAAAGCCAGAAACUUUACAGGCUUACCUGAAGAAUAUAUGCCAAGAUGAUAUCUGGACAAUGAUUAGUUUUUUGUUUCCUUUAAUUUACUUUUCACUUGACAGACAGCUGCAAAGAUGCAUAAUGAUAAAAGAGGGAAGAGUUGAGAAUCACUGUUCUUAUAAAUCAAGGCAGAAAUGUUAAGCAUCUUUUUUUGUGUGUGUUUCUCCUCUGUACCAAUUGCGGGGAGUUUUACAGUUGUUCACUGUGUACAGUAUUUUGGAAAAGGUUACUUUGUUCAUCCGUACUGCCUUUUAGCAAUACUUUUCAGGAGUAGUUUUAUGUGUUCAAGUGCCAGAGCCUGGAAUCUGUCAGACUUUCUUUCUGUAAAAAUUAAUAAACGUGGGAGCAGAA
Messenger RNA from Pelobates fuscus (common spadefoot toad), 2596 nucleotides. RefSeq names its product WSC domain containing 1 (gene WSCD1). The record is from RefSeq and is a predicted model, not a curated record. Gene Ontology annotation, molecular function: sulfotransferase activity. Bases 502 to 2253 code for a protein of 583 amino acids. The transcript is spliced from 9 exons. Lineage: Eukaryota; Metazoa; Chordata; Amphibia; Anura; Pelobatidae.